This is a messenger RNA of Ruditapes philippinarum (Manila clam), 1745 nucleotides long. RefSeq lists its product as uncharacterized. NCBI's taxonomy places the organism in Eukaryota, Metazoa, Mollusca, Bivalvia, Venerida, Veneridae. Gene Ontology annotation, molecular function: carbohydrate binding. The coding region runs from base 247 to 972 and encodes 241 amino acids. The transcript has 4 exons. The record is from RefSeq and is a predicted model, not a curated record.
CUGUAUAUGUUGUACAGGUAAGUUAAUGAUAAACAAUAAAAUGUUACUUAUGGAGGUGUAGUUAUCAUGAUAUGAAAAACACAAUCUCGACGUGUUAUUAUGCACUCGUAGACAUUAUUUUAAAAAUUGGCAUAUAUGUGGUACCACAUUGAAUGCUGUGACAAAGUAAAAACUAUUUCACAUUAACAAAAUUACGCUGUUACAGAUACAUAAUUAUAUUUCUGUUAUAGAAGCUUAUCUGAAGAAAUGAAGAUUGUAAAGGAAGUAUUUGUUUUAUUUCUACUAUACAUACAUGUCAUUGACGGACUUGUAUAUGCAGGAUACAAUGCUGUUACCAAACAAGAGGGGAUAAGUCCGCUAGAUAGGUACCGAUGUGCUGAAACUUACGUCGGGUUCGAGUAUAUUGGGCACAUAUUAUCACCGGACGGCGUGUGUACGGCAGUCCAGUACGGAUGGUCAGGCAUAGUAUCACCAGGCUCGGAAUAUUUAAAGAAAACCUGGAAUUGCAAUGUCUUUGACACUCCGAUCGCAUUGUAUUUUGAGAGUAACAGCAAUUCGAUCCACUACAGGUCACCAAUACCUGGUGAAGUCGUAACUGGAACGAGCAUUGAGAUAGUGUUUGUACCCCAGGAGCCGUGGAACCAGAUUGUUUUCAACAUUUAUGAUGCCAGCGAAACUGACAUCGUGCUACACAUAUCAUUUCGGAAAGACUUUGACAAGAUCCAGCUCAAUUCGAAAGUCUCGGGCAAAUAUGCGAAGAAUAAAAACGCUGAGGGCGUGGAAAUUACAUCAGGCAGUGUUGCCAAAUUAACUGUGGAAGUUCAUCAAGAUGCAUUCAAGGUGUAUGUUGACGGAAAAGAGAAAUACCAUUAUUCUGCAGUCUUGAGCCCUGAUUUGUCACGAAAUAUACAGUUCAGACCUUCAUUGGGCUCCAAUUGUUUGCUAGAGAAAAUAUGUUUUAAAGACCUGUAACAGUUCAUUUCAAGUGAAAAUCUACAAACUGAUAUUUUGUUAAAGAAUUACUGAAGAUGGCAUAUCAAAGACAAAAUUGAAAUUCCUAUUGAUACCAUUCACAUAACUAUGGUAUAAUGUUAACAAUGAAUAGUAUAUACAUGUAUAGGUAAGGCGUAACAUUGAAUCAUAUUUCAAUUUCAUGUAACACUUUUGUCUAAAUGCAAAUAAGAUCAGCCUUUUUUAAACCUCAAUAUAUCCUUAAAUGUAAAACUCCCAUAGGCAUAUUAUGUUUUCUGCUUGAAUAUCACCCUCCUAGGAUAUAUUCCCCGGCGAAUAUUUCUUAUAUCACCAGUGGGCACAUAACUCUUGCAUAACUCAAUAUUAUCGUACAUUCUAGCCUCUCUGAUAGUGUCUUUAGGAUUAGCAUCACCUGUAAAAAUGAUGUGUCUAUUUAUUUCCUUACUGCGUAUUUUAUAAAUAUUGUAGUUGUAAUUCAUAGGGUAUGAUAAAAUAAAUAAUACAUGGCUGUCGGGGUGACAUUAACUGGCAUAUUACCCAGUUCUCUGGUUGAUAAUAUCCUUUUCCAUCCAGACAGACAUGUGUUAUUUACAUAAUGUCUUAUUAAGUACCAUUAUUCUUAAUAUAAGAACAUUUUUGUAUAGGUUAAUUUUUUUAAGAAAUCAUUUACACAAUUAAGACGGUCAAGAACAGUGCAACACUUACCAAUUUAGUGGUAAAAUCAUGUUCAAUAAAAGUGUCGAUAUACCAGACAGAUUGAAUUUAGCCAAUUA